UCCUGUUCCCGGGACACAGAGCUUCCGCUUUGGAGCAAAGAGCAGCGGGCUCUGAGCUCCUAGUCCCACUGCUGCCCAGCUCAGCGGCCUCAAAGGACACCCAGUCCCCAGAAGGCGGCAGAAAGAGCAUGGCAAUGAAGAGCCCAAGAGGCAGCAUCCCAGCACUGCUGCUGUUGCUCAGUCUGUUGGACGCUUCGCAAGCACAGAGCAGCUGCUCCGGGCACCCAGCCAUCCCUGGCACCCCAGGCAUCCCAGGAUUACCUGGCUCUGAUGGCAAUCCUGGAACCCCAGGGGUAAAGGGAGAAAAAGGACUUCCAGGACUAGCUGGCGAUCACGGAGAGUUUGGAGAGAAGGGAGACCCAGGGAGUCCUGGGAAUCCAGGAAAAGUGGGCCCCAAGGGACCAGUUGGCCCUAAAGGUGUCCCAGGAGCCCCCGGAGCCCCCGGCCCCAAGGGCGAAUCGGGAGACUACAAAGCCACACAGAAGAUCGUCUUCUCAGUCCUAAAGACCACCGCCACCCCUGUGCGCCGGGACCUUCCUGUCCGCUUCGAGCACACCAUCACCAAUGAGAACAACAACUACUAUUCUCGGAGUGGCAAGUUCACAUGUACCGUGCCCGGCCUCUACUACUUCACCUACCAUGCCAGUUCACGAGGGAACCUGUGUGUAGGCAUCUUUCGGGGCCGGGAGAAGCCACAGAAGGUGCUUACCUUCUGUGACUACUCCAUCAACACCUUCCAGGUCACCACGGGUGGCGUGGUCCUCAAGCUGGAGAUGGGUGAGAGCGUCCACCUGCAGACCAACGAUAAGAACUCCCUGCUGGCCAUGGAGGGGGCCAAUAGCAUCUUCUCUGGGUUCCUGCUCUUCCCAGAUGCAGAUGUAUGACCUGGCAGCGGGGCUGAUACUCACCCCAUCCCACCCGAUGCGCCCCCUUCCCCCCGCAUUGGCUCCUCCCCUCAGGGGCAUGCAGGAGAGCUCUGGGAAUGUUGCAGAGUGAAUGAGUAAAUAAAGUUUUCAAGGCCAAGA
This is a messenger RNA of Ochotona princeps (American pika), 1025 nucleotides long. It is a transcript of the gene C1QB, whose product is annotated as complement C1q B chain. The record is from RefSeq and is a predicted model, not a curated record. The coding region runs from base 129 to 884 and encodes 251 amino acids. Lineage: Eukaryota; Metazoa; Chordata; Mammalia; Lagomorpha; Ochotonidae. The transcript is spliced from 3 exons. Gene Ontology annotation, molecular function: protein binding.